Molecule: messenger RNA, 1856 nt
Organism: Chelmon rostratus (copperband butterflyfish)
Lineage: Eukaryota; Metazoa; Chordata; Actinopteri; Chaetodontiformes; Chaetodontidae
Product: C-type lectin domain family 6 member A-like
Exons: 7
Coding region: 436-1263 (275 amino acids)
Source: RefSeq, a predicted model, not a curated record
AAGCGACAUUUCCUGUUAAGACACUUUUGUUUUUUUUUGUGAGUGUGUUUGUGUGUGUGUGUGUUCAAUUUGGUAAUUACGGCUGUUUUCAUUCCCAUACAUUUAUAGUUUGUCUGAAUGGUUUCAUAAAUCCAAAGACUGAACAAUGCAACCACUAAACUGGAGUUUAGAGUUUGCAAAGGUUUUUGUCCAAACGGUCAAAUGAAUAAAAGUGUGUGUGUGUGUGUGUGUGUGUGUGAGUGACUGCAUGCUGGUACUUCCUCAAUGUCUCUAAUGUACCAGACAGGAACAAGAACCAGGGCGAGCAGCAUUGCUGCAGUAUGUUCAGUGAGUAAAUGUAGAUUUACUUGAGUUACUGAACUCGUACACAUUAAGGUCCAACAGCAGCAGAGUAACCGAUCAGCACAGGGAGUCCGGUGUCUCAGUCCUGCCAAGAUGUCCUCAGAUAUUUAUGCCAAACCACAUUCAUCAAAGAUGCUGAAAAACAUCGACAAAGCCGAGUGGCAGGAAAAGGACGUGGAGAUCUACGAGAGUGUUGAAGCUUUUGGAAAUGAUGACGCUGAUCUUCACUCACACGAAGGAGGACUGAACGAAGAGAAGCAUCCUACAGCCGUCCGAAGACGAGCUCUCAGCGGCGCUGUGGUUUGUUUGGGAGUGCUGUGCUUUCUGAUGCUAGCUGGAAUCAUCCUGUUAUCCAUACACCUCACUUUGAAAAAACACCAGCUGGAGGCCAGUUUCAACAAACUGAGCAACGACCACAUCCAACUCCAGGGAAACUACUCAGGCAUGGCAGUCAACAACAGUCAGCUGCAGAGCAGUUACCAAACCCUGAGCAAAAACUACAGUCAGCUACAGGAGGAGGUAAAGCGGCUGAAGGGCAUAAUUAAAGGCAGGAGGUGUCCUGACGGAUGGAAGAGAUUUGGAUGCAGCUGUUACUAUAAAUCCAGUUUGAAGAUGUCGUGGCAAAGAAGCAGAGAAGAGUGUCAGAGGUUCGGAGCAGAUCUGGUGGUUAUAAACACCAAAGAGGAGCAGAACUUUGUCUCUGAGCUGAAUGUAGAAGGAGAGUCCUGGAUUGGUCUUCGGCGACACAGGAAAACAUCCGGCUGGGACUGGGUCUGGGACUGGGUGGACGGAUCACCGCUGACAGAAACGUUCUGGGCAUCAAAACUGCUGCACGAGUCAGAGUACGCAUCAUGCUGCACUCCACAAGGACGAUGGACACAAAGCAGACAUGAUUAUAAGAAAUUAAUCUGUGAGCGGUAGAUGUCAGAGGGUGGUGUGGUGCGUCCUGAGGGGUUGGAGUGUUGUCAGCGUUAUUCUGUGUUGAUUAACAUGUGUGUAUUCAGUUCCAUCUCCAUCCCCCCACUGGACUGGCAGAGAAACUUGGGUGUGGUGGAGUAUCCCCCUCCAUUAGCCGGCUGAUGUGCCCUUGAGCAAGGCACUUAACCCCCCCAUAUGCUCCCUGGGCGCCUAAAGCGGCAGCCCACUGCUCCUGUGUGUUCACUGCAUGUUGCAUGUGUGUGUUUACAGUGAUGGGUGAAAUGCAGAGAAUAAUUUCCCAGUUUGGGAUCAAUAAAGUGAAUAAAAAAAAAAAAAAAUUAAAUUGUGUGAAGCUGCACUCUCCAAGGUGCUGAUCCAGAGAGCUUCCCCACCCACAGCGGUGGAGCCAGCAGGAACUUCCAGCCAGUAUCUACCACAUCUAAUCGCUGUCUUCACCUGUUUCAUACUGAAUCUGAUUUCCAGCUUAUCUCAGCUCUGUUUCUUGUUUAAUGCGCAGUAGUUUGACGGCUGCCAGGUGACUCAGACAGACAGCUUUGUUGGUUCAAGUGUCAAGAGAAUAAAACUCCUGAAAUGUU